AUGAGCGCUUCUGUCCCUGGCGAUUUGCUUGGACAGAUAGCAUUGACUAUUGAGGAAGCUUUUGCAAGUGCAAGAAACGAGGAUCAAGAGACAAUUGCAAAACUAGAGAAAGAGAACACAGCAUUGAAGGAGACCAUUCGAUUACAAGAGGAGGAGUUGAAGAAAAUGAGAUCCAUACAGGGUGAUGCGAGAUCUAACCAAUUCCCAUCUCCAAAAAAGGAUCCAUUAGUACAACUGUCAUCUCAGUCAUCUCAAGGAGCGCAAAAAGUGAACGGCAAAGACCUCAACACGAACUCAACAGCCCUCGAUAACAUUUACCUAUAUCCGACUCAAUACAGUGACACCGACGAGGAGAGCAAUGCCAUCGAUAAGACAUCAUCGCCCGUAAAAAUGAGCUGUAGUCGGCAGACCAAUUCCAACUCCAACUCCAACUCCACAUGCAAGCCAUCAAUAUCGACUUAUGUGCAACUCAAGAAUGAACAAGUCAGAGCGAGCAACCAAUUGCGCCCGGCUAUCCACACCAACAAGCCAAAUUCUCCCAUAGGCUCACCACCCCGGAAAAAAUCACGUUGCAGGAGUACUGAGUUCGAGAAAGAUGAAGGGGUUGAUGAAAACACCCCACCCACAUCGCAGGCCAAGACAAACAACAAAGAAGAAAAUUUGGAGCAGAUUGCAGAUUCCCAGGACGAGGAUGACACUAUUCUCAGUCAAGUAGCCAUUGGGCCAAGGCAAUAUCUAUCAGUUGAUAUCCCUCAAGAUCUUAACCCGCUCCAAACAAGAAUGUUUCUCUCAAACUACUAUGCAAAUUUGCUUAAAACCGACCCUGAUUUCAAGAUACACUUGGUGUUCAAUCCGAUAAAACAAAUCUCAUGGGAUUUCAGUGAUUUUAAGGCGAACAAACACUACAAACCGGGCAAUUUCACUCAACUUGUCAACCGAAACUCGUUAUUUGAACCGAAAAAAUUCAAUCAGUAUAAGCAAUUUUACAGCUUUGGUGACAAUGAGGGUGUAAGCGGGCAGGAGUUUGAAGAUAAACUACUGCAGAUUUUUGGCAAGUUUGAGUCACCACCUGGGUUUAUGGAACUGGAUUUCCCAAAUACUCAAGAGAUGGAUGAGAGAAAGCGAACUGUUCGAGAACGCCAACUAAAGCGUCUAGCAAGGAGAAUAGCAAGUUGUGUUAUGGUAGAGGAUGGAGUCCAAGUUGGAGAGUAUGUGUUUGGGAGUGAUGUUUUGAACCAGUAUGUUAUUCUAGGACGUUGGUAUGUUGAUUAG
This is a messenger RNA of Lodderomyces theae, 1272 nucleotides long. Its product is annotated as ssDNA endodeoxyribonuclease. The coding region runs from base 1 to 1272 and encodes 423 amino acids. Lineage: Eukaryota; Fungi; Ascomycota; Pichiomycetes; Serinales; Debaryomycetaceae. The record is from RefSeq and is a predicted model, not a curated record. The transcript has a single exon.